Molecule: messenger RNA, 785 nt
Organism: Zea mays
Lineage: Eukaryota; Viridiplantae; Streptophyta; Magnoliopsida; Poales; Poaceae
Exons: 3
Coding region: 392-652 (86 amino acids)
Source: RefSeq, marked validated
CCGUGCGUCUUCCUCGGCCCUCACGACCUCGCUCGUCGCUGCCCCCGCACACCCGCGCUUCUUCCGUCCCUCCCGCUAAAUCCUUCCGUCCCUCCCGCCAAAUCGCGCCAUUUAGUCUCCAAAUCCAUUCGCUGCGCGCCAAAUCCAAGCCACCAUCCUAAAUCGCCCCCAAAUCCCAAACCCUAGAAGCAAAACGCGUUGAGGCGUCAAUCCAAGAGGACCUCUGCACCAACGCCUCUGGAGAUCCCGCCGCAAGGGGCUCCGCCCGUUCAACCACCAAGGGCUCAGCCCAUCCUCCCGCCUGGCUUCCCGUCCAUGGUUGGACCCGGCACUUGGUUUGCCCCACGUCCACCGCAGUCCAUGGUGAGCUCUUCUGUACCAUCAGGCAGCAAUGGAGGCUCUGCAGUUCCUCGUUCUUUGGCUGAGAAUGUUGCUGACACUGAUGUACAAGCAUGAACAAUAUAAUGCUUUUGAUGUGGUGAUGCUGCUGUUCUACUUCCAUCCUUCCAGUGACUGCUGGUUGAUGCAAAUCGGAUGGCUACUCCUAUUUACCAAAGUUCUAAUUAUGGUUGUGUGCCUUCUUUCAUCAUUUUCAUCUAUUUACCAAAGUUCCAAUUAUGGCUGCGUGCCUUCUUUCAACAUUUUCAUGUAAUUCAAUAACAAUGGCUUUGUGCCUUGUAUCGUUGUUUUCAUUUAGAUCAAUAACUAUGGCUUUAUGCCUUUUAUUAUUUAAAGAGUACUGUUGUAAUGGGCAAUUGUUGAUGUUGACGUGAAAUGACUUUAUC